Molecule: messenger RNA, 1708 nt
Organism: Asparagus officinalis (garden asparagus)
Lineage: Eukaryota; Viridiplantae; Streptophyta; Magnoliopsida; Asparagales; Asparagaceae
Product: TLD domain-containing protein 1
Exons: 9
Coding region: 63-1328 (421 amino acids)
Molecular function (GO): calcium ion binding
Source: RefSeq, a predicted model, not a curated record
AUUGCUUAUUUCCCAUUUUCUGGUUGAAGAAGCAGAGGAGGAAGAGGAAGAAGCAGAAUCGAAUGGGCAACGCACAAUCGCCUCCCGCUGACCCUCGCUUCGCCAUGGCCAGCAGGGCAUUCUCGAAGCAGGAGCUGGACGAUCUGAAAGCUCUCUUCGAUUCCCUCGCCGCUCAAUCGCAAAGCAACGCCAAGUUCAUCUCUUCCUCCGUUUUCCAAGGGUAUUUUGGGAUUAAAGGCGUGCUUGGUGUUAGGAUGUUUGAUUUGUUCACUCAGAGUAGAAAGGAUGGUAGGCUUACUUAUGAGGAUUUUGUCAUCGCGAAGGAGAUAUAUGAGAAGGGAACUCGCGACGAGAUUGAGGAAUUUGUUUAUCAGUUGUGUGAUAUCAAUGGCGACGGCAUCAUAAGCAGGUCUGAUUUGGAAGCAGUUAUGCAUUUCAUAUAUGAUACUAUAUUCUCCCCUGAUGGUGCUCAACCUUGCUUGAGCUCCGGUCGGGAUACUAUGGAAGUAUUUCUCAGUGCUGCAACUUUAUCCAAGGAAGUUGAAGGAACAGAAAGCCGCAUGUCCUUUGUGGAUUUUAGGAAUUGGUGUAAAAUACUGCCAUCCGUGGGAAAGUUUCUUGGGAGUUUGUUGAUUUCACCAGAUUCAGGUAGACCAGGUUUUCAGGUUCCUUACCUGCACCAUCCAGAAAAACUGAGUCAUGAUUUGCUAAGCUUAAGGAAAGAAUACGCCUGGCACAUUGGAGGAGCCCUUGCUCAACAAGAGUUGGAGGAAUGGAAGCUCUUAUACCACAGUGCUAUACAUGGACUUAGUUUCAACACUUUUAUGGCCCAUAUAACUAGUGGAGAUGGCCCAACCAUUCUGGUUAUAAAAGAUACUGAAGGUUACAUAUAUGGAGGAUAUGCCUCUCAGCCUUGGGAGAGGCAAAGUGACUUUUAUGGUGAUAUGAAGUCUUUUCUCUUUCAGUUGUAUCCCCAGGCAUCAAUAUUCCGGCCUACAGGAGCGAACAAUAAUUUGCAAUGGUGUGCCCUGAAUUUCAGCUCAGAUAGCAUUCCUAAUGGUGUUGGCUUCGGUGGCAAAGCAAACCACUUUGGCCUCUUUCUCUCUGCAAACUUUGAUCAGGGACACACUUUCGAGUGCACCACCUUCAGCAGUCCUUGUUUGUCCAGGACGAACAAAAUAAGGCCUGAGGCAAUUGAGUGCUGGGGAAUCCAAGUGAAAGGUCUGGAGAAUGAACAAAAUGAUGCUAUCAAAGAAACUGUUCUAGAGAGAUUCAAAGAGGACAGGAACAUGCUCAAGAUGGUUGGAUUAGCGAAUUCAAGCGAGUGAUUUUUUACGAACAAUGUUGCUGCAAGAAGGUUGUAGCUUUUGUCUCCACUUACUGCAGGAGAAGCAGUGCUUCAUAAUGGCAUAUAUGAUGCAUGCCUCGGCUUUGAAAACAUGCAAUAUAUUGCUGAAGAAACAUCAAAAGAUGGAGGUUUGCGGUCUCAAUUUAAAACAGAGAGCAAGUGUUGUAGAUUUUGUAAUUAUGACUUGGAGUUAUGCUUGAUCGUACCAGUGUAUAUCUAAGCUACGAGAAACUGCGAGUGUAUUGCCAAUCUAUUUACCAACUAUGGGUGUACAUAGCUGAUAGGGAGUAUUGUUUUUCAAGGCCAGUAACGUUAUUCUUUCUAAUGUAUUAUUAUGCUUAAGCCGGAUUAGUUGAUUUA